Messenger RNA from Dipodomys spectabilis (banner-tailed kangaroo rat), 1693 nucleotides. It is a transcript of the gene Fam181b, whose product is annotated as family with sequence similarity 181 member B. The record is from RefSeq and is a predicted model, not a curated record. The coding region runs from base 1 to 1278 and encodes 425 amino acids. The transcript has a single exon. Lineage: Eukaryota; Metazoa; Chordata; Mammalia; Rodentia; Heteromyidae.
AUGGCGGUGCAAGCGGCGCUCCUGAGCACUCAUCCGUUCGUGCCCUUCGGCUUCGGGGGCCCCCAAGAUGGGCUGGGGAGCGCCUUCGCAGGCUUGGACAAGGGUUGCUGCUUUGAGGAUGAAGAGACUGGGGCGCCCACGGGCGCGCUGCUGUCGGGAGCCGAGGGUGGAGACCUGCGCGAAGCCACCCGCGACCUCCUCAGCUUCAUCGACUCGGCGUCCAGCAACAUCAAGCUGGCGCUGGAUAAACCUGGCAAGUCCAAGCGGAAGGUGAACCAUCGCAAGUACCUGCAGAAGCAGAUCAAGCGCUGUAGCGGCCUCAUGGGCGCCGCGCCCCCCGGCCCACCCUCCCCGGGAGCCGCCGACACGCCCGCCAGGCGGCCGCUCGCGUCCCCCAGCGCCGCUGCCCCGGCCUCGGGCAAGGCCGCCCCCCGGCGGGAGGCGGCGCAGGCCGCGGCGGCCGCCAACCUGCAGAGCCGGAGCCUGGCCGCGCUCUUCGACUCGCUGCGCCAUCUCCCCGGGGGCGCCGAGCCCGCCGGCGGGGCGCUGGCCGUGCCGGAGCCCGGGCUGGGGGCAGCGAUCGCCGGCGGAGCAGGUAGGGACGCGGCCGGCCCGGCGGGGGGCACGCCAGCCCCGGGCGCCAGGAAGGUUCCGCUGCGGGCUCGCAACUUGCCACCGUCCUUCUUCACCGAGCCGUCCCGCGCGGGCGGAGGCAGCAGCGGGUGUAGCCCGUCGGGGUCCGGCGUGAGUCUGGGAGACCUGGAGAAAGGGGCGGAGGCCGUGGAGUUCUUCGAGUUGCUGGGGUCCGACUAUGGCACGGGCGCGGAGGCGGGCGUCUUGCUGGCCGCGGAGCCUCUCGACGUGUUCCCCGCCGGGGCCGCGGUCCUGCGGGCACCUUUGGAGCUGGAGCCUGGCCUCUUUGAGCCACCACCGGCAUUAGUGGGGAACCUAUUGUAUCCCGAUCCUUGGAGCACCCCAAGUGGUCCCCCGACCAAGAAAUCGUCCCUGACCGCAGCCCGCGGUGGCUUGACCUUGAACGAGCCCUUGCGGCCCCUCUAUCCCGCCGCCGCCGCCGCGGACGCUCCGGGCGCGGAGGACGGGCCCGGCCACUUGGCCUCCUUCGGCCCCUUCUUCGCCGAUUGCGCCCUGCCGCCCGCGCCCCCUCAGGUGUCCUACGACUACAGCGCCGGCUACAGUCGCACGGCGUACGCCAGCCUUUGGAGACAGGAUGGGGUUUGGGAAGGGGCGCCCGGGGAAGAGGGGACACACCAGGAUUGACUGCGGGGUACCCUGACCACCCAUCAGAACUGUUGUGGGGAGCGCCCCCGUCUGGGUCUCUCCUAAACCCCGGAGAACGAUGGGAAAAAUGCACAUGGAGGUGAAGACGGAUUUUAAAAAAAUGAUUCAAUUAAUAAAAGGAACUUCAGAAAAAAGAAGAGGAAUUUGGGGAGUUGUUUUCAUAACAGCGUCGUUUGGUUUCAUCGUGAUUAAAGCCAUCGUUAAAUUCCUUGUGGAUCAGAGGAAUCCAAGAAAACAAACAAAAACAAACAAGGUUGGUUGGUCGUGGCCAAGGGGACCCGAGGUGGCUUCUGUGGCCACCUGUUCCGUCUCCAACCUUUCAGCAAAGAGCGCAGAAAUUCGUGUAGUUCACUCUUCUGAAGUGUGCGCUGGUCCUUCCCCUUUGAAUGCAUCA